Molecule: messenger RNA, 1137 nt
Organism: Drosophila teissieri
Lineage: Eukaryota; Metazoa; Arthropoda; Insecta; Diptera; Drosophilidae
Gene: Or71a
Product: putative odorant receptor 71a
Exons: 3
Coding region: 1-1137 (378 amino acids)
Biological process (GO): sensory perception of smell; detection of chemical stimulus involved in sensory perception of smell
Cellular component (GO): plasma membrane
Molecular function (GO): odorant binding; olfactory receptor activity
Source: RefSeq, a predicted model, not a curated record
AUGGACUACGAUCGAAUUCGACCGGUGCGGUACUUGACGGGUUUCCUCAAAUGGUGGCGACUCUGGCCAAGGAAGGAAUCGGUCUCCAUAGCGGACUGGACCAACUGGCAGGGAUAUGCCUUGCACGUGCCAUUCACCGGGUUGUUUGUGGUGCUGCUGUGGGUGGAGGCCAUCAGGAGCCGGGACAUACAGCAUACCGCGGAUGUGCUUUUGAUCUGCCUAACCACAACUGCGUUGGGCGGUAAAAUGAUCAACAACUGGAAGUACGCCCAUGUGGCCCAAGGCAUUCUGACCGAAUGGAGCACGUGUGAUCUCUUCGAGCUGAGAAGCCAACCGGAAGUGGAUAUGUGGCGAUUCGAGCAUCGCCGUUUCAGCCGGGUGUUCAUGUUCUACUGCCUGUGCAGUACUGGCGUAAUCCCAUUCAUUGUGAUUCAGCCGUUGUUCGAUAUCCCCAAUCAAUUGCCCUUCUGGAUGUGGACACCAUUCGACUGGCGGCAGCCGGUGCUCUUUUGGUAUCCGUUCAUCUACCAGGCCAUAACCAUUCCGGUUACCUGUAUGUGCAACAUCACCAUGGACGGCGUCAACUGGUACAUGAUGCUGCAUCUGUCCCUGUGCCUGCGAAUGCUGGGCCAGCGAUUGGGUGAACUUCAGCAUGAUGACAAGGAUCUGAGGGAGAAGUUCCUGGAACUGGUCCAACUGCACCGCAGACUCAAGCAACAGGCCUUGGGCAUUGAGAGCUUUAUUUCGAAGAGCACGUUCACCCAAAUCCUGGUCAGCUCCCUCAUCAUUUGCUUCACCAUUUACAGCAUGCAGAUGAGUCCCGUCUUGCAGGACUUGCCAGGAUUUGCAGCCAUGAUGAAUUACUUACUGGCCAUGAUCAUGCAAAUCAUGCUGCCCACCAUAUAUGGCAACGCGGUCAUCGAUUCUGCAAAUAUGCUGACCGAUUCCAUGUACAAUUCCGACUGGCCGGAUAUGAAUUCCCGAAUGCGUCGCCUAGUUUUGAUGUUUAUGGUGUACUUAAAUCGACCGGUGUCCCUAAAAGCCGGUGGCUUCUUUCAUAUUGGCUUACCCCUGUUCACCAAGACCAUGAAUCAAGCAUACAGCUUGUUGGCCCUGCUGCUCAACAUGAACCAAUAG